Messenger RNA from Drosophila bipectinata, 555 nucleotides. RefSeq names its product MAF bZIP transcription factor K (gene maf-S). The record is from RefSeq and is a predicted model, not a curated record. Gene Ontology annotation, biological process: regulation of transcription by RNA polymerase II. NCBI's taxonomy places the organism in Eukaryota, Metazoa, Arthropoda, Insecta, Diptera, Drosophilidae. Gene Ontology annotation, cellular component: nucleus. Gene Ontology annotation, molecular function: RNA polymerase II cis-regulatory region sequence-specific DNA binding; DNA-binding transcription factor activity, RNA polymerase II-specific.
AACGUAAAAAGUGAAGAAAGGUCGAGAAAAUUUUUUGACACUUGUAUAGCUUAAUAAUCCGAUAAACUAUGGACGCAAAACGUGAGAGAAAGUCGUCUCUGGCUCCACUUUCGCCAUGUCCCAUUCCCGAUAUUACCGAUGACGAUUUGGUUAGUAUUUCGGUGCGAGACCUCAACCGGACGCUCAAGAUGCGCGGCCUGAACCGCGAGGAGAUCGUGCGGAUGAAGCAACGGCGGCGCACGCUUAAGAAUCGCGGAUACGCCGCCAGCUGCCGUAUCAAGAGGAUUGAACAGAAAGACGAGCUGGAGACCAAGAAGUCGUACGAAUGGACCGAGCUGGAGCAGAUGCAUGAGGACAACGAGCAAACUAGGCGUGAGGUGACCAACUGGAAGAACAAGUACAAGGCACUGCUGCAAUUUGCUGUCCAGAACGAUAUUCCUAUUCCUAGCGAGCUGGAGGGUUGCUGAUUAAAUUUGAUUCGAUUCGACGAAGGCGAUCACAUUCCUGUUCCAGUCAAAAUUCUAAUAAAACUAAAUAAAAACACCUGUAACUAAA